This is a messenger RNA of Pogoniulus pusillus (Red-fronted tinkerbird), 3726 nucleotides long. It is a transcript of the gene BTG2, whose product is annotated as BTG anti-proliferation factor 2. Gene Ontology annotation, cellular component: nucleus; cytoplasm. Gene Ontology annotation, biological process: negative regulation of mitotic cell cycle; negative regulation of cell population proliferation. The record is from RefSeq and is a predicted model, not a curated record. The transcript is spliced from 2 exons. Lineage: Eukaryota; Metazoa; Chordata; Aves; Piciformes; Lybiidae. Bases 65 to 583 code for a protein of 172 amino acids.
GAGAGCGAUCGCCGCCGCCGCCGUCUCCGUUACCGGGACCCUUCCGCCUCGCCGGAGCCCAGCAAUGAGCCAGCACCAGAGCCAGCGCCGUGGCCCCCGGCCCGAUAUGGCCCCGGAGAUCGCCGCCGCCGUCGGUUUCGUCUCCAGCCUGUUACGGACGCGGGGCUGCGUCAGCGAGCAGCAGCUGCAGGUCUUCAGCGGGGCGUUGCGGGAGGCCCUCGCAGAGCACUACAAGCACCACUGGUUUCCUGAGAAGCCCUCCAAAGGCUCCGGGUACCGCUGCAUCCGCAUCAACCACAAGAUGGACCCCAUCAUCAGCAAGGCAGCCAGCCAGAUCGGACUCAGCCUCCCGCAGCUCUACCAGCUCCUACCCAGCGAGCUGACGCUCUGGGUGGACCCUUACGAGGUCUCCUAUCGCAUCGGGGAGGAUGGCUCCAUCUGCGUCUUGUACGAAGCCACUGCCACCUCCAAAGCUGCCACCUCCAAAGCUGCCAGCUCCUACGGGAUGCUCACCUGUAAGAACCAACUGAUGCUGGGUCGCACCAGCCCGUCCAAAAACUACAUCAUGACUGUCUCCAGCUAAAUAACUCCUCUGGUCCUUACCACUGCCAAGACACAGGCUACUGUAUACCUCACUUGAGGAUCUAUUUUUAAGAUGAAGAGCUAUUUAUAUUUUUAAGAGAACCCCAAGAAAACCCCCAAUUAAAAUGUUUGGGCACCGCUGGGACCAGCGGUGGUGCUCCAGGUGCCUUUUCCACCCCCCCUUGUUUUUUACAGCUGUUGCAAGCUUGUGAGGUUUUGUUCUGAAGCUGAUACCUACCUAAUUAGUGCUGGAUGGCAAUUUGGGGCUGGCUCUUGCUGGGGAAAGAUCCAGGCUGGGAAGUGUGGCUUGGUGGUGGGAGAUGCCUGUGUCAUCUUCUUGCCAUCCUGCUGCCCAACAGCGUUGCUGUGCUGGGAUGCUGUUGGAGAUGGGAUGAAGAAGUUCUCUUUCCCUCCACUAACUGCUUCACUCCCCAGCUGGUCUGAUCCCUCUAAGGAUACAAUGUUUGGGGAGUGCUGCCUCAGGGCUGGGUGAUGCUGGGGAUCCUGGGAUCCCUCCUUUGCUCUUGCACAUCUCCUGGACCCAUUUGCUCUGCGAGCGCUGCAGCUCUGCUCUGCUCCCAGCACAAAGCAAGGGGGAACAGGACCUGCCCUCAGCCCCUCCAUCUUUCCUCUCUGCUGCUGGGCUGAAAGGGGCCACCUGGCUUUUGUGUCCUGUGAAGUGGAGCAAGGCAGAGCUGAGCUGGGGGUGUGUGUGGAGGGGUCAAGCUGUGCAGAGACUCCCCCAUCCUCCCCCCUCCAGGAUGCACUUUGCAGCUGCUGUGGUGGCACUGGAGUGCUGCCUGGCCCUAGUGCUCCCCAGUAUCUGGCUGCCACUCACCACAUGCUGAGAAGGGUGCUCCAGACACUGAAAGCAGCUCCCAGGAGCCUUUCUGCUGUGGGUGGCUUAACCAUCAGCCAUGACCUGCUCUUGCCUUGGCCUCUCUGCACUCCAAGAGCAGAAUCUGGCCCCUUGCUUGCAAACGUUGCCUGAUCCAAUGCUGACAACUGGCUGUGGCCCUUCUCCAGAAGAGCUGAGACCACUCACCUUGUGCUGUAGAGGUUGGUGUGUGAGAACCCCCUCCCCCUAUUGCCACUCUUAGAAGUAAUUGGGGGGUGCCUUUCUCCUGCGUGGGGGGUGCUCAGGUGCUUUGGUGUCCUCACAUUGCUUUUAAAGUCACAGCACUUCCUCCCCCUCUGAGUCAUCUGUCCCUGGGAGCUGUCUCCAUUGAUACCUUGCUAAGGGGCACCUUUUGGCUCUGCUCUCUUGGUACACAUCUUCUUUUGCACAAUGAGUGCCAGGUCCUGUGCUGUCUGUUCAAGCAAAACUCUUCCUGGGGUCCUGGUGGUACUCAGGAAGACUUUUGCCCAAGAAUUGUUCAGGAUUUGGUCCUUAAACUGCUCUGGCUAACAAAAAACUUGGGUGGGAGCUGAAAGUGCUGCCCCAAAAACUUCACCCACCUGUUGGGAAUGAGCCUUUACCAGGUCGUUGUAUCUCCACUGCCUUUUGUUUUUAACUCACCAGCUGGUGCUCCUCCAGUGAUUGUGGGAGAAUGGCUUGGAAAAGCAGGGUCUUGUCGUGGUGGUUUGUAAGGGAACUUUCCCAGAUGUGACUUUUCAGCACACUUUGGGGCUGUGGUUUUUUUUUCUUUCCCUCUUCCUCUUAACCUUCCUCUUUCCUGACCUGGCAGCUUAGUGGCGUAAGCAGAGUUGUUCUUGCCCAGCCUUUGAUGAAUCAAGUUCUCAGACAUUUGUGCAAUAUGUUUUCAAAUCUUGGGUGCUCUGGGAGAGAGGAAGGAAACCUCCCAUCUGCCACAGGCUCUUCACUUGUUUGUUUAAUGCAUCUAAGCCCCAAAUCCAGCACCGCUCCUCCACCCCUGACCUUUGAUGUUGGAAGAAAUCAAUGCAGAUCCUUUUUUCUUUGUAAUGCCAGAACUGAAAGACCACCCUCAAUUCUCAAAUCCUUUUCCAAUGUCCAAGUGGUUGGUGAGUUUUGGUUGCCUUUCAGCAAGCAGGAGCUGGGCUGUGGCUCCUGAAGUUGCAUCACUUCCCUCAGCGUCACUUGAAUCUCUCACGUCAGCAAAGCAGAAGCUGAAGUGAAGCACUGAGGCUUUUCCCCUCGGUGAACUUGUGCAAUAGGUGACCUCACCAGGAGGGGAGUAGUGGGCAACAUGCAAAUCAAACCCAAAUUCCCUUUUUUCUUUUCCUUGAAAAAGGGAUCUUGGGGCUUUUUGGAGUCCUCACUUUAAUCUGCUGACGUGGAAGGGCUUUUUGGAGUCCUCACUUUAAUCUGCUGACGUGGAAGGGCUUUUUGGAGUCCUCACUUUAAUCUGCUGACGUGGAAAAGGGAGGCAGGGGGAAAGCCCAUGAUGAAAACUGCAUCCAGGAGGAGGAGCAGUGCUUGGCCUGGGCUGAGCUGCUCGCCUGGAUGUGGAGUUUCCUGAAGGCUGGCACUUCUUUGGCUUGUCACUUGGCAUGAUCAAAAAGCAGGCUCAUCAUUUUCCACCCUCCCACCCCUACUUUUUACUCUCUUCCCAGAAUAUUUUGUUCAGGAACAGCCCACACCAAAGGAAUCCACUACAACUGCUCCUAACAUGCACCCACCUCCAGAACCCAAACAGCUAAGCUUUGUUCUCUCUUAUCCCUGCAGUGGAGGAGUCUGAUGUUAAAGGAGGGCUCUGGUUUGGUGCUUAUUAACUUCCAAACCUGAGGAUGAGGGGAGGGGGGGAAAGGGGAAAUCCAUUUCUCUCGUAGCUGGUUGCACAUAAAAGCUGUGAAUUAAGCCUCUCUGUUGCCUUUUGCCUCCAAGCCUGACCCCAGCCUGCGGAGCUGUGUUUUCAGACAGCUUAUUUGAAGGGCUUUGUCUGGUUUGUGUUUGUUUGUUUCUCUAAGGAGCUGGACUGUUGAACGGGACCUGCCUUUUUUUUUUUAGUUGAUUUGUUUGUUUUUCCCUUUAUUUUUUGGUAUUUGAGAAGGGUGGGAAGUUUUGUAAGCUAGACUUGGAGGAGGAGGAUGAGGAGGGGAGUGGAUGGUUACUCAUUGUAUAGCAGUGUUUUUAUAUCCAGGAUGUACAGAUCCUUUGACAGAUGCUUUUUGUUACUUUAAUAAAAAUGUAGCAGGAUAAAAAAAACCAAACCAAACCCAAAA